GCGUCUUUUAAAAAGUAAAACUGUUGAGUGUUACUAAUUUGUUAUAGUUGAUAUUAAUGUAAAGAUUAACGUAGUUUCCCAGAGCUGACCUGUGGAAUAUCUAUCUAUAUGCAGAUGAUUUCAAAAGAAAAUCCCUCGAGGACCAUGAGCCAUGAGCAUAAACCAUGUACAUGUAUCAUGAGCAGAAGAUAAGCGAUACAGAUGUGGGUCAUGCUGUACUCCAAGAAAAGGAAAAAGAAAAUGUUAACCUGAUAUAUAACACUUGGGGGAGUCAGACACCAUACAAGUGUGAGCCAUCUGGUGCUGCAUUCAGGCAUAAAACAAUUUAGAUAUCAAAAUAGGGAUAUAAACUGGAGAAAACCGUACGUUGUACUCCUAGAAAAGAAUAAAAGAAAAGAUUCAAAUGAAAAAAACACUCGGGAGAGACGCCAUUCAAGUGUGGGCCAUGUGGUGCUGCAUUCAUGCAUAAAACAAUUUUGAUAUAUACAUAGGGAUAUACAUGUUAACAAGAGAAAAGCCGUACAAGUGUGACGUGUGUGGUGCUGUUUCUACUUUCAAACGUUAUUUUAAGCUUUUGUGAGACUACAAAUCGGAGAGAAGCCUACGGGUGAGAGACAUGUUCCCGUUUCAUACGAAAGAAAUUUACGCGUCCAUCUGACAAAAUACACAAGAGGAAGGCCAUGCAUGUUUGAGCUUUGUGUUGCUAGUGUCACUCAGUAAAACAUUUAAAUCAGAUGAGAAUACAUGGAGACAUGGAGUCGUACAUAUGUCAGAUCUGUGGUGCUGCUUUUAAACAUAAAGGUAACUUAAAGACUCAUGAAAGAAAACACACAGGAGAGAAGCCAUACACAUGUGAGAACUGUGGUGCUGCUUUUUCUUUCAGAACGAGUUUGCUAAGUCACAUGAGAACACACACAGGAGAAAAGCCAUACAAGUGUGAGACAUGUUGUGCUGUUUUCACUCAUAAAAGUAAUUUAAAAACUCAUGCAAGAAUACACUCAGGAGAGAAGCCAUACAAAUGUGAAAUAUGUGAUGCUUCUUUUUCUUACAAAAAUAGUUUGCUUAGCCAUAUGAGAAUACACACAGGAGACAAGCCAUACACAUGUGAGGAAUGCGGUGCUGCUUUCACUCUGAAAAGAUAUUUAAAAGGUCACAUAAAAAUACAUACAGAAGUCAAGCAUUUCAAGUGUGACAUGUGUGUCGCCGCUUUCGCUCAGAGGCACUAUUUAAAAGCUCACAUGAAAAUACAUACAGGGGAAAAGCCAUACAAGUGUGACACAUGCGGUGCUGCUUUUACCCAUAAACAUUAUCUGAAGCCUCACAUGAGAAUACAUACAGGAGAAAAGCCAUACAAGUGUGAUAUAUGUGUUGCCUCUUUUACUCAAUUAUCACAUCUCGAGGGUCACAAGAGGAUACAUACAGGAGAGAAACCAUACAAGUGUGAGGUUUGUGGUGCUGAGUUUAGGCAUAGGCAAGAUUUGAAGCCUCACAUGAGAACUCACACAGGAGAAAGGGCAUACGAGUGUAAGAUAUGUGAUGCUGCUUUUACCCAAGCAUCAACCCUUCAUUGUCACAUGAGGAUACACACAGGGGAGAAACCACACAAGUGCGAGACAUGUGGUGCUGCUUUCACUCAAAAAUCAAGUCUUCAAGGUCAUAUGAGAAUACACACCGGUGAGAAGCCACACAAGUGUGAAACAUGUGCUGCUUUCUUUACCCAUAAACAUGAUUUAAAGCGUCACAUGAGAAUACACACAGGGGAAAAGCCAUAUAAGUGUGAGACAUGUGAUGCUGACUUUUCUUACAAAAAUGGCCUGCUAAGUCACAUGAGAAUUCACACAGGAGAGAAGGCCUACAAGUGUGAUAUGUGUGUUGCUUCUUUUACUCAAAAUAAAUAUUUAAAGGCUCACAUGAAAACACACGUAGGAGAGAAGCCCUACACGUGUAAGACAUGUGGUGAUGCUUUUGUUCAAUUAUCACACCUCCAAGUUCACGCGAGGAUACACACACAGGAGAAAAACAGAACAAAUAUGGACAAUUUGGUGCUGGUUUUACCCGUAUUCAUGGUGUGAGACCUCACAUGAGUACACGCAUAAGAAAAGACAUACAUACUUGCUUGAGAUAUGAGAUGGUGCUUUUAUUCAAGCAUCACAUUCCAAUGGUCACACGGGGAUAUACACAGGGAAGAAACCAAACAAGUGUGGUACAUGUAGUGCUGCUUAGGCUUUUAAUAGUGAUAAUGUUAAGUUUUUGUGCUAUAAGAUAUUAAGAAUUGUGUUUGUUAUACUAUAAACUAUUAUGUUUCAUAAUUAUGAAUGUAUAUAAAAUGCUUUCAAUUGACCCGAGCUCCCGUGUUUUGACGCACAUAACUCUUAAAUGCCCGGAUUGAGCAUCAUAAAUUUGUACUGUGCGUCAGUUUUGACCUGGGAGAAUUUCUGUGCAAGAGUCGGUAAUAUUUGAAAGGAGCCGAAAGGCAUGAUCAAAAUGUUUGUUUAAUCAAUUGAAGUCAGCAGCUAUUAACAACCGAAGUGACACAUGAUUAUCGAUCUGGUGCACACAUCAGUUUCAGUUUCAUAGUUUAUUGCAUAAAACAAUACUAUGUUUAUAGCAUAAACAAAAUGAUACAAUCAAAUGGGUAGAAUAGAACAUUUUCAAGAACAUACAAUGUUAACGAUGUUAUACAAAAGUGGUUUCUAGGUUUAGUUAUUUGAAAGAAGUUUUUAUGAUAUUCUAAUUCUCUUUGCAAAGAAUAGAAAUUUUGAAAUAUUAUAAAUAGUUUUCUUUGAUUUUGAGCUCAUUAGAAGGUUAAAUUUAUUUAUAGUUGGCCAAUGGCAAAAAUAUUUUUUAAACAAUUUAUUCCUUAGUUCUUUGUAUUUUGGGCACACUAGAAGAAAGUGGUAUUCCGAUUCGAUUAAGUUCAUGCUGCAGGAUUUACAAAAUCUUUCUUGUUGAGGGGUGUUUGUAUAUCUUCCAGUUUCAAUUGCCAAUUGGUGUGAUGAUGUUCGAAAUUUCGCUGUAUCAUAUGAAAAGAUACACUUGUCAAUCUUAAUCCAGAAAAUUAUAUGUACAUGUUUAUCAACAAUUUUUAUACGGUCCUUUGAACAAAUUUUAUAAUAAAACGAAAUACCUCCGC
This is a messenger RNA of Mya arenaria, 3133 nucleotides long. Its product is annotated as zinc finger protein 235-like. The transcript is spliced from 2 exons. NCBI's taxonomy places the organism in Eukaryota, Metazoa, Mollusca, Bivalvia, Myida, Myidae. The record is from RefSeq and is a predicted model, not a curated record. Bases 735 to 2072 code for a protein of 445 amino acids.